AUGCCUCUGAGGGGCGAGCGGCAGGGAAGGACUCGCAUCUCCCCAUCCCUGCUCGACUCCGACGCAUUUCCCAUCGAGAAGGCAUACAUGGAAGGCGAGCCGUAUCGCCCAAACUCGGAGGUCGAGAAACCAUUCUCCGAAUCACAGCAGCAGAAGAACCUCUGCACCACGUCAGAAUGCCCAGAAGCCGGGACUGGGUCCCUGCGACAGAUAGAAGAGGAACUUCACGGGAGGCGAGGAAUGGGAUUUACCAUCGGAGCAUCUAUUCUCUCUCGGAGGCUCGAGUUUGGCAGAGAUUUUGGCCCAGACGGCCUUGCGAAUCUACUCUUGGCUGUUCUGUAUGUGAUCAUUGCGGACGUAGCGCCGAAGGGGACGGUACAGAAACGUCCAGAGGCGACACGGAUGGAGAUGAGAUCGACGCCGCUGAGGGGCGGGCAGCCGGCGAAGACUCAUAUCUCUUCCUUCCAGUAUGACUCAGACGCAAUUCCCAUCAAGGAGGCAUACGUGGAAGGUGGGUCGUAUCGCGCGAAGCCAGAGGUCGAGAAACCAUUUACUGAAUCACAGCAGCAGAAGAAGAACCUAUGCAGGAAGUCAGAAUGCUCAGAAGCCGCCAAGGAGCUGCUGGACGCGAUGGAUCUGACCGUGGAUCCCUGCGAGGACUUCUAUAUGUACGCCUGCGGGAACUGGAUUAAAAAGAACCCCAUCCCACUCAAUUCCGACUACGUGACCGUUUACAGCAGACUCCAGGACCAAUUCGACCGGAGAGUCCAAGAUAUCCUGAAAGCGGAUCUCUCAGCGGACGACAGCGAUUCUGUGCGGGACGCGAAGAACGUGUACGCCGCUUGUGUCGACACCGCAACACUGGAGUCUCUGGGUCUGACACCCCUCACCUCUUUCAUGGCGGACUACGGCGGCUGGCCGAUGACGCUGGACGAAUGGAAGGAGGAGGACUUCGACUGGCAGGAGACGAUGGCCGCCUGGAUCCGGGAAGCCUCGCUCAAAACGCUCGUCGCGGCCUCGGUGGAGCCGGAUAUGAGCAACAUCGACAGGAACGUUCUCUACGUGAGUCUCGGGUCUCCACGUUUUCUUAGGAUUUCGGGGCGAACGCCCGUUUCUUGCACGUUUGGAGGUCGUGCGUUCGCUUCGCCAUCCCAUCAGCUGAAAAUGGCGGAAUCCAAAUGGGACACGCUUCUGUACCCCACGCAUCACGAGACGCUCGACGCCUAUGGGGACUUGAUGAAGGGGGUGGCGAAGCUGGUCCGGGACUCGCUCGGCUCCUCGGUCGCGGACGCCUCGAUCGAUCGACAGGCGGAGGAAGUCGUCGACUUCGAGGUCGCCCUCGCCAAGCGUCGGGCGUCGCGGGCGGACGUCACAUUGCACGACAGCAGGACCCGGGACGAAGAACACUCGACGGCCUUCCCAGCCUCCAGUCUCGGGAGAACGGUCGGCGGGGAGCCAUCCAGCGGGGAGCCAUCCAGCGGGGAGCCAUCAAGCGGCUCGGAGCUGAACGACGGCUCCUGCCCCGCGAGGGACUUCCUCUCCUACCUGGCCGGACUCUCCAGCCGGACUCCAGAGAGCACAGAGGAGGCAUCCAGCGGUCCGGAUCUCACGACUCAGGUAGCGAUUCGGUCUUCCGUCUCGAAGGAGUGGAAUGCGAUGCCUUUCCAGACAUUCGAUGGAGCCAGGCUAAGAAUCAUCGUCCGCGGACUACACAUGAUAGUGCCGGACGAGGACAGGCCGAAUCACACGGAGCCAUACGACAAGCUGAGCCUGGCGGAUCUCCAAGCUGCGACUGACGUCUCGUGGAGGGAUUUCUUGAGCUCUUUGUUCUCGAGUGUGAACGUGACUUGGAGCGACGACGACGAGGUCGUCUCCUCGGGCUCCUUCGCCGACAUGGCCGCCCUCCUCAAACGAAUUCCAAAGAGGACGAUCGCUAACUAUCUGCACUGGCGACUGGUGUUCGCUUUGGGCGACGAGACGAACCAGGCCGUGCGGGAUCUCUUCGUCCGAUUCUGGCGACGCGUCAUGGGGGUCGAGCAGCUAACAACGAGGGAGGACAUGUGCACGGCUUUUGUGAAAGACAGGAUGGGGAUGGCCGUCGGGAGCGUCUACGCAUCCAACUUCCUACCACCCACUGCCAAGCAGGAGGUAGAGUCGAUAUUUACAGACCUGAAGGCGGCGUUCGACGGGAUCCUGGACUCGAUCGACUGGAUGGACGCGGCGACGCGGCGGAAGGCGAAGGAGAAGAACGAUGCCAUUCGGGCCUUCAUCGGAUACCCCGAUUUCAUCCUCAAUCCAAAAGCCCUCGCCGAGUAUUAUGCUGCGAUUGAGGUGAAUAAGGGGACUCAUAUGAGAAACGCAAUUAGCCUGCUCGGGUGGUCGUGGAGGCGACAGGCGGCCGGCGUGAACAAGCCGGUGGACCGAGACGCCUGGAUCAUCCCCCCGACCGUCGUCGACGCCUUCUACUAUUCCAGCACGAACUCCAUCGUCAUCCCGGCGGGGAUCCUGCAGAGUCCGUUCUACCAGAAGGGGAGGCUCGCGGCCAUGAACUACGGCGGGAUCGGGAUGGUCAUCGGGCACGAGAUCACGCACGGGCACGAUGAAUGUCCGAUUUCUUCAAACCCAAUGAACGUCGAAGAUCCUCAUGCCUCCACACAUAUUGGCAGGUUCGAUCGCGACGGUGGCCUGUUCGAUGCUCGUGGGAACCGGGUCGACUGGUGGACGGAGGCGACGCGCCUGGCCUUCUCGGAACGGGCGCAGUGCUUCGUCGAGCAGUACGGCGGCUACGGGGUCCUCGAGCUCGCGGAGUUCCUGGAAGACCCGCACGUCGACGGUCGGUUGACCCUGAGAGAGAACAUAGCGGACAACGGAGGUUUGAGUGAGACCUGGUCCGCCUACCUCAGCUACGUCGACCGGAACGGAACGGAACCCUUCCUCCCUGGUCUCGAGUUCCUCACGCCUGAGCAGCUCGUCUUUGUCGCCUUCGCCCAAAACUCGUGCGGUCACAGCAAGGAGGAGUAUCUGCUGAACACAGGUCUGAGAGACCCGCACAGUCCACCCAAGUACAGGGUCCGCGGAGCCCUUAGCAACAACGCCGCAUUCGCCACGGCCUUCGGGUGCUCAGCAGACAAGCCCAUGUUCAAUGGGGACGCCAGCUGCGUCAUGUGACUCCUGGCUGUUCUCCUCUUCCUGGUUCUUGCGGAGGCAGCGCAGAAGGAGGCAGCCACGAAAAGUUCGGAGGCGACACGGAUGGAGAUGAGAUCGACGCCGCUGAAGGACGGAAAGCUGGAAAAGCCUCACAUCCCCCUUUUCCUGCUCGACUCCAACGGAAUUCCCAACAGGAAUGCAUUCGUGGAAGGCAGGCCGUAGCGCGUGAAGCCGGAGGUCGAGAAACCAUUUACUGAAUCAUAGCAGCAGAAGAACCUUAGCAGGAAGCCAGAAUGUUCAGAAGCCGGUGUUAAUUACUUUCUGAAUCCGUGGAAUUUAGUCAUGUCAAUCAUUAAACUCGG
Messenger RNA from Darwinula stevensoni, 3509 nucleotides. Lineage: Eukaryota; Metazoa; Arthropoda; Ostracoda; Podocopida; Darwinulidae. The record is from the annotation of a GenBank genome assembly.